AUGCUGCGCCGCGCAAUCGAUACGGUGGUGAUUGGCGGCGGCCAUGCGGGCGUUGAGGCUGCGGCGGCAUCCGCACGCACGGGAGCAUCGACCGUGCUGCUUACGACGCGAGCCUCGACGAUCGGCGAGCUGAGCUGUAAUCCAAGUAUGGGUGGCAUUGGGAAGGGCACGCUCACGCGCGAAACGGAUGCGCUUGGUGGGCUUGCGGGACGUGCGGCAGACGCCGCAGCGAUCCAAUUCCGCAUGCUAAACCGAUCGAAGGGGCCCGCGGUGCAUGGGCCACGUGCUCAGCUCGAUCGGUACCUGUACAAGACGCACAUCCAGCAAAUGCUUGCCGCAGUGCCAAACCUCGAGAUGUGCGAGGCACAGGUGCAUGGGCUAGACCUGGCAUGGGGGCCACACGCGGACGAUGAAGUGAAAGCGAGCGUGCGCGGCGUGCGACUAACCAACGGCGACACGAUCGCGUGCAAGCAAGUGGUGCUUUGUACCGGUACUUUUCUCGGCGCAUCGAUUCUCUUGGGAAACGAGCGUCGCAGUGCCGGGCGGAUGCUACCGAUGCCAGGGGAGGGUGUGGAGCCGAGUGUAGAAGGGAUGAGUGCAUCGCUGGAGCGCGCAGGUUUUCGACUGGGGCGAUUAAAGACAGGGACGCCGGCGAGAAUCGAUGCUGGCUCUGUCGCGCUGGGACCGCGCUUUGACGGGGAUGUAAAUGGGACACAGUCCGGCGCUUUGGAAGCGAUGCACGGCGAUGCCACCCCUCAUGCAUUCUCUUUUCUCUCGCCGCACGGGCCGCCGUUGGACCCUGCGCGGCAGCUAUACACGUUUGGGACGCACACAACACUUGCGACGCACGCACUUGUAGAAGAAGCCAUUACAGGAGAUGCAUAUACCAUGACCAAGCACGCCGGCCCACGAUACUGCCCCUCGCUCGAAGUGAAAGUGCUGCGCUUUGCACACAAAGCAUCGCACCCUGUGUGGCUCGAGCCCGAGGGUUUUCUCGAUACCCCGCAACGCGACGGACAUGUCCUGUACCCCAAUGGGCUUUCCAACUCACUGCCUUUUGAGAUACAAGCCAAGCUGCUGCGCACGGUGCCAGGGCUCGAGCACGCGCACAUGCUCCGGCCGGGAUACGCCGUAGAGUACGACCAUAUCGAUCCGCGCGAACUUCACGCCACGCUCGAAUCGCGCAGAAUCCAGGGACUGGCCAUGGCUGGGCAGAUCAACGGCACGACUGGGUACGAAGAGGCCGGCGCCCAGGGCGUGCUCGCAGGGUUGAAUGCAGGGCUGCGCGCACAGCAGCGCGCACAGCUCCUUCUUCGGCGCAGCGACGCAUACAUAGGGGUCAUGGUGGAUGAUCUGCGCAUCCAGGGCAUCCAGGAGCCCUACCGCAUGUUUACUUCGCGCGCCGAAUAUCGCAUUUCGCUCCGCGCCGACAAUGCGGAUACGCGGCUCACGACGCUUCUCGACAAGGCGUGCCCCGAAGCAGUCGACCCCACGCGGCGCGCAUGUCUGCAGCGUGUGCAGGCAGAUAUGGAUUACGGAAUGCAUAUUUUGCGCACUACGAAAAUGACAGGCCGCGCAUGGGCGCGCUACGGACUCGCUGCAGAAACGGAUGUGCGCACACAGAGUGCGCUUGACCUGCUGCGCCGGCCCCGCAUGUCGAUAACAAGCUUGCUCGAUGCCGUGCCUGCCUUACGCGACGUGCCUUCUAGCACACUCGAACGCCUCGGCACGGAAGCGGCGUACCUACCGCUGCUCGAUCGCCAGCAAGCUGAGAUUAGCAUGCUCCAAAAAGACGAGUCACUCGCGAUUCCAGACGCGCUCGACUACGCCGCCAUAGAGGGAAUCAGCGCAGAGAUGAAAGAGCGCUUUGCCCAGGUGCGGCCGCGCACGCUUGGCGAGGCGAAGCGCGUCGCCGGCUGUACGCCAGCAUGCUACGCUGUGCUGUGGCGGCACUGUGGGGUAGUUUAG
This is a messenger RNA of Malassezia vespertilionis, 1968 nucleotides long. RefSeq names its product Mitochondrial Translation Optimization (gene MTO1). The coding region runs from base 1 to 1968 and encodes 655 amino acids. Gene Ontology annotation, cellular component: cytosol. Gene Ontology annotation, biological process: tRNA methylation; tRNA wobble uridine modification. The transcript has a single exon. Gene Ontology annotation, molecular function: flavin adenine dinucleotide binding. The record is from RefSeq and is a predicted model, not a curated record. Lineage: Eukaryota; Fungi; Basidiomycota; Malasseziomycetes; Malasseziales; Malasseziaceae.